Molecule: messenger RNA, 2652 nt
Organism: Salarias fasciatus (jewelled blenny)
Lineage: Eukaryota; Metazoa; Chordata; Actinopteri; Blenniiformes; Blenniidae
Product: NT-3 growth factor receptor-like
Exons: 18
Coding region: 1-2490 (829 amino acids)
Biological process (GO): cellular response to nerve growth factor stimulus; positive regulation of kinase activity; positive regulation of neuron projection development
Cellular component (GO): axon; plasma membrane; signaling receptor complex
Molecular function (GO): transmembrane receptor protein tyrosine kinase activity; ATP binding; neurotrophin binding
Source: RefSeq, a predicted model, not a curated record
AUGGAUGUAUUUGGCGCAUUCCUCGGUGCGUUUCGCGCGCGUCGCGCCCCGAGGACGCGCGGCUGCUGGAGGCUGCUCGCGCUGCUCUGCCUCUUCUCUCACAACUACCUGGGCUCGCUGCUGGACUGCCCGCCCACCUGCAGCUGCUCGCCCACCGAGAUCUACUGCAAUAAGUCCGACGGCAGCCGCGUCUUCCCGCUGCUGUCCUUCCAGGGCAACGCCGGGAACGGCUCCGCGAACCUGGAGGACCUGCAGAACAUCACGGCCAUACACAUUGAAAACUGGACGGAUCUGCAGACGUUAAGACACAUCGAUAUGGAGCUUUACACCGGGCUGCAGAGGCUAACUAUAAUAAGGAGUAACCUCAACACGAUUCACCCUCGAGUUUUCUCCAACAACCCCCAGCUGCACUACAUAAACUUGUCCAAGAACCCGAUGCUGACCACACUGUCCUGGCGGAUCUUUGGACAUCUGCAGCUCACAGAAUUGCAUUUAGAGGAGGUGGUGUUUAAAUGUGGCUGUGAGAUUCGCUGGCUGCAACUAUGGCAACAGAGAGGAGAAGUGGGACUGAGCAACCAGCAGCUGUACUGUAGCGACGACUUCAGGGAGAUACUGCUGCAGGAUAUGAACAUCAGCAACUGUGACUUGCCAGAGAUCAGCGUGAGCCACAGCAACCUGACGGUGGUGGAAGGCGACAACGUGACGGCGGUCUGCAACGGCUCUGGAUCGCCGCUGCCCGAGGUGGACUGGCCGGACAGCGGCCUGCGUUCCAUCACGCGACAAGAGUCCAGUGUCUACGAGAACGGCACCAUCCACUCCAUCAACUUCACUCUCUACAACGUGAGCAGAGACGACAACAACUUCCUGUUGACCUGCACCGCCACCAACGUCGUGGGCAUGACCAACGCUUCUGUUCAGCUCACUGUGCACUAUUCUCCCAUCAUUGUGAAGCUGAGCGAGCCAGAGCGCCGUCACGACACGUGCAUCGAGUUCACGGUCCGUGGCUCGCCACACCCGACCCUCAGAUGGUUCUACCAAGACAAGGAGCUCUCCCACACUGACUAUGUGCGUCUUGAUAUGGAUACGUACCAGGACGACAUCGAGGGCUGCCUCACCUUCAAGAACCCAACACACCACAACAACGGCAACUAUACCUUAGAGGCCACCAACUACCUGGGCGUGGCCACCAACACCGUGUACGGACACUUUCUGGACAAGCCGUUUGAUGCAGACUAUUCCAGUCCAGAUUAUGAUUAUAUAACUCCGACGGCAGAGACUCUAAAGCCUUCAGAUGACACUUUCGGGGUGUCCACAGCAGUGGGUCUGGCCGGCUUCGCCUGUGUGAUGCUCGUGGUUUUGUCCCUCAUCAUCAGCAAGUAUGGACGGCGAUCCAAGUUCGGCAUGAAAGGUCCAGUCGCAGUGAUCACCGGUGAGGAAGACUCUGCCAGCCCUCUUCAUCAUGUGAACCAUGGCAUUAUCAGCCCCUGUACGUUGGACGCUGGUUCCGAUGCCGUGGUGAUCGGGAUGACCAGGAUCCCCGUGAUCGAGAACCCACAGUACUUCAGACAUGGACACAACUGCAACAAACCUACGACAUAUGUUCAGCAUAUCAAACGGCGAGACAUCAUUCUGAAGAGGGAGCUGGGAGAAGGAGCCUUCGGGAAAGUCUUCCUGGCUGAAUGUUAUAACCUCAGUCCCACUAAAGACAAGAUGCUGGUGGCCGUAAAGACUCUGAAGGAUCCCACACUUGCAGCCAGGAAAGAUUUCCAGCGAGAGGCGGAGCUGCUGACCAACCUGCAGCACGAGCACAUCGUCAAGUUCUACGGCGUCUGUGUGGACGGAGACCCUCUCAUCAUGGUGUUCGAGUACAUGAAGCACGGCGACCUCAACAAGUUUCUCAGAGCCCACGGGCCAGACGCCAUGAUCCUGGUGGACGGGCAGCCUCUGCAGACCAACGGCGAGCUGGGUCUCUCCCAGAUGCUUCACAUCGCCAGUCAGAUCGCAGCCGGCAUGAUCUACUUGGCGUCUCAGCAUUUUGUGCACCGAGACCUGGCGACCAGAAACUGCCUGGUGGGAAACGGCCUUCUGGUGAAAAUAGGAGACUUCGGCAUGUCCCGGGAUAUUUACAGCACCGAUUACUACAGGGUUGGAGGUCACACCAUGCUGCCCAUCCGCUGGAUGCCCCCAGAGAGCAUCAUGUACCGGAAGUUCACCACAGAGAGCGACGUGUGGAGCUUCGGAGUCAUUCUGUGGGAAAUCUUUACUUACGGCAAACAGCCGUGGUUCCAACUCGCCAACAACGAGGUGAUCGAGUGCAUCACUCAGGGCAGGGUUCUGGAGCGUCCCCGGCUCUGUCCCAAGGAAAUCUACGACAUGAUGCUGGGCUGCUGGCAGAGGGAGCCGCAGCAACGCCUUAAUAUUAAAGACAUCCAGAAGAUGCUGUUUACGCUCAUGAAAGCCACACCAGUCUACCUGGACAUACUGGGCUAGAGGCGGUUCAAGCGAAGAACGAAAGGGAAGCUGAACCUGAUCGUCGCUGGAUCGAAGACAAACGGACGGCCUUGGAGCGGAAGACAGAGCCUGGACACACAGCACAAACUGUGACUGAGCCGCGGGAAUCGGGGUUGGGGGUGAACUCUACGUUGUUUUUAC